AUGAUGGAAACGGACUAUAGCAUGUCACCUUCAUUGUAUGCUGGUCAUACGACUUCGUGGACGCCUGCUAUAGAGACAGCGCCUGUCUCCACCAAACCAUCUCGCAAACGAUCUCGAGAUGAAACAGCAUUUGAGCAAGCUGAAGCAGAGAACCCAACUUUCUCAGCACCCCCAGAACCCAUACCCGAAGAGCCUAUAUAUGGAGAGGGCAUGGUAUUGCUAAAUCCUUCGACCGGCAGGGCACUUGCCGCUGAGUCGCAAACAGGGACAUGGUAUGAAGACCAGGUCGAGAAGCAAGCGAUAGCAAAGGCAGCUGAAGCGGCUCAACGGCCAAAGAUGCCGGUCAGCCGAAAGUCUCAGAGGAUUUCGCAAAGUUCCAUCCAAGUUGCGCUCAAUCUCCCAAAUUCCGGUGCGCCGGCAAGUCCACCAAAAUCGACACCAAAUACCGAGAUUGACGAAGCAACUCUAGCUCUAGGAAUUGGGUGGACGAAAAUGUCCUCGGAGGACCCAGACUUGCAGGCCGCUGCAAGAGGUUGGGCACGAUAUCUGGAAGAAAAUAUGCUGGAAGGAAAACUGGUUGGCAGGACGUGGGAAAGCACUUUGACCAAUUUGCGAGCACAACCCAUGCAUUUUGAGGGUACAGAAGUCUUGCAUGCGACACGGACGCCAGGGCCUGAAUCUGAUAUCAAACCGCAGCAAUUGAAUGGUUGGAACACGACUGACGACCAGACAGUCACUACCGAUGGAAUGUUAACAAAUGCGCAUGCUGCGACUCAUAUUGGCAUGGAACUCGAUUGA
Lithohypha guttulata is the source of this 798-nucleotide messenger RNA. RefSeq lists its product as uncharacterized. The transcript has 2 exons. The record is from RefSeq and is a predicted model, not a curated record. Bases 1 to 798 code for a protein of 265 amino acids. Lineage: Eukaryota; Fungi; Ascomycota; Eurotiomycetes; Chaetothyriales; Trichomeriaceae.